CACAAAGAUAAUCGAGAUCUACAACGUGCAUCAGCUUUUUUUUCAUUCGAGAAAUUUCUCUUCCCUUCACAGUACUUUCGUUUUCAGCUAAACACAUUAUAUUGUAUAGAAAAUGUCUGGAAAUCUAGUACUAAACGAGUUGCAAAGCGACUUAAAAGAACUUGAAUCGAUACUAACGUCUGUAGUAAGAAGCAAUGUGAGAGGUAUUAUAGCCAAUGAAAUAACAUUGCUGCGUGGAAAAAUCGAGCUGUUGGAACAGGAAGAAGAAAAACUGAAUAAAACUUCCAAAAGUGAUGAAGACAGUGAAAAAAUUACUUCAAAGCCAACAUUAUACACAGCUAAAAUUUCAACAUAUGGAUGGGAUGAAAGCUCCAAAUUUGUUAAAUUGUAUGUUUCUCUAAAAGACAUCGACAAACUUACGGCCGAACAAAUCGCAUGUGAAUUCUCAGAUUCUUCAUUUAAAUUCACUGCACAUAACCACGCUGGUAAAAACCACAUGUUGCAAAUUCUCAGAUUAGCACAUAAAAUUAAACCAGAGGAUUCUUGGUGCAAGAUUAAAGCUGGGAACAUUGUUAUUGCUCUAAGAAAGGCUAAAGAUUCUGAGACUUGGGGUAAUGUAACAGAGGCUGAGCGAAAGGAAAAAGAAGCAAAGGAUGCCAAAUACAGCGACAACAAAGACAAUAGCGAUAGCGAUCCUUCAUCUGGCAUAAUGAAUUUAAUGAAGAAAAUGUACGAUGAGGGUGACGACGAUAUGAAACGAAUGAUAAAAAAGACAUGGUAUGAAACACAACAAAAACAAACCUCCGGGGAGAUGCCUAGCAUGCCGUCGUUAUAAUAUAACACUUGGUAUUGAAAAUAACAAAACCACGCAACCUUAUCCAAGCUGAACCAAUUUUAUCAUGAGUAAACUGCUGUAAAAUUUUUGAAAUACAUUUUGUUUAUAAA
Messenger RNA from Hydractinia symbiolongicarpus, 945 nucleotides. Its product is annotated as calcyclin-binding protein-like. The coding region runs from base 113 to 835 and encodes 240 amino acids. NCBI's taxonomy places the organism in Eukaryota, Metazoa, Cnidaria, Hydrozoa, Anthoathecata, Hydractiniidae. Gene Ontology annotation, cellular component: nucleus. The transcript is spliced from 5 exons. The record is from RefSeq and is a predicted model, not a curated record. Gene Ontology annotation, molecular function: S100 protein binding; ubiquitin protein ligase binding; tubulin binding.